Saccostrea echinata is the source of this 1905-nucleotide messenger RNA. RefSeq names its product E3 ubiquitin-protein ligase Midline-1-like. NCBI's taxonomy places the organism in Eukaryota, Metazoa, Mollusca, Bivalvia, Ostreida, Ostreidae. The transcript has a single exon. Gene Ontology annotation, molecular function: ubiquitin-protein transferase activity; zinc ion binding. Gene Ontology annotation, cellular component: chromatin; nucleoplasm. The record is from RefSeq and is a predicted model, not a curated record. Gene Ontology annotation, biological process: positive regulation of DNA-templated transcription. The coding region runs from base 1 to 1905 and encodes 634 amino acids.
AUGAUUUUUUCAGAAAAGCCAACGGUAUGUCCAAUCUGUUUUGAAAACUUUAAAUCUCCGAGAUAUCUUCCCUGUCUCCAUACUUUUUGUUAUGACUGCCUACUAUCCUACAUUGUGACGGCAUGUAAACAAAAAGAGGCUCCAGUAGGAUUUCAGUGUCCGCUCUGUAGAAUCUUUGUUCCUGUGCCUGUAUUCCCGGCAUUGCCUGAAAAAUGGGCGGAGCUUAUCCCAGUCAAUAAAACAAUUCAAGCAUUAGUUGCAAAAGGUGAUGAUAUAAAGUUUUGUGAUGCGUGUAAGCGUGGAAACGAGGAAGAAAUUGCAAGUGAUUGGUGUGAAACAUGUAUGGAGGCAUUGUGUGGUAUCUGUACAAAAUGUCACAAAAAGAGCCUUGCAAGUUCACAACACAGAAUUAUUCCUAUUAGAAGUCUCAAAGAAAAUGUUCAUGUGGAUAGAAGUGAAACUCGUGAAUAUUGUAGCAUACAUCAAGAGAAAAUAAAAUAUUUUUGUGAUGACCACCAUGAAGCUUGUUGUAUGCAUUGUGAGUGUACAGUACACAGAACUUGUACACAAGUUGUAACCGUAGAAAAACAAGCCCAUGAUCUCUUAAAGACUCAAAAAAUUAGCAAGAUAAUUAAACAAAUUAAACAGUACAUAGAGGCUCUAGAAAAAGUAAAAACAGAUGGGAAAAACAAUAUGGCAGAAAUAGACAAAGCUUCAGAUGACAUGAUAAAACAAUCAACUGAGUUGAAAACAGAAUUAAUGACACAAAUUGAAAUUUUGUUUGAAAAACAUUUGAACGAAAUAUCCAGAGUUACCAAGGAAUGUAGAAAGAAACUAACAGAGUCUGUGGAAGGUUUCUCAGAUCGUAAACUCCUUGGAGACUCUUAUGUGAAGACACUUGAGAGUAUAAAAGAAAGUGGAUCAUCAAUUGCUCUUGUAAUUGAGUACUAUAAGAUCAAAAAACAUAUUUUCAAAGUUGCUGAGUCAGAGGUUCCUCAGAUAGAAUUUCAUGUGAAACAAGAUUUUCAGCAAAAGCUUUGUGAAAUAUUAAAACUGUCUACGUUUGCAAACCUUACUCUUGGUGAACAGUUAAAGAAUUUUCAUUUUGAUAUGAAUAUUUUAAAUCAGACUUCAUUAUAUUUGAUUUGUGAACUAGAUUAUUCUCAAGGUGAAAUUACUGGAGGGUGUUUUCUGCCAGAUGGAGAUGUUCUUCUUGUUGAUACACAAAGUAAGCAAAUUGCUUACCACAAUAGUACUGGGAAAUUUCUUAAAUAUUUUUCUCUACGAUUUUUCCCAGAUGAUCUGACGUUGGUAGAUCCGAAUUCACACGAUUUUUUUAUAACAUGCUCUUGGGGGAGUGCCCGUGGAAUCCAUAGUGUAUCUUUAUCUGCAGAUAAAACAAAAUUGAUGGAAAAUUUAAAUUUUAAAUGUCACAACAAAGACAGUAAAUGUUUUGGAAUAACUUGUAGGUCUGGCUUCAUAUAUGUUGCCUGUGGUACUUUCAUUUUAAAAAUGGACACAGUUGGAAAUGUUAUAUCAAACCUCAAAACCGAAGAAAAAACACACUCAGUCGCCCUGAACAGAAACAACCAUAUAAUUUCUUCAUCAUGUUCUUCACAUAGUGUUACGUCUAUGAAUGAAAUUGGGGAAAGGUUCUUCAGGUACACUCAUCCUGAUCUCAAAUAUCCCUAUGGCCUUGAUGUGGACUAUGAAGGAUAUAUCUAUGUAUGUGGAAGAGACAGCAAUAACAUUUAUGUUCUCUUACCCUCCGGAGAGUUACUACAAAUUUUAAAAACUUCAAAACCAAACUGUAUUAAAUUUAAAAAGGACUCGCGCGUAUGUUUCAUUGGGUCUUACAAAUCAUGCAGCACAAAAAUCUGCGAAUUUAGGGAGUCGGAAAGUUAA